UUUUGUGUUUUGUUUACAGAACACUGCAUUUUUGCAUGUUUGAACAGCCGGGAGCCAGUGGCAUGAUGACAUUACAAUUUUUUGGAUGGGAGACAGUUCAUGACAAUAAUCAUCAUUUGCAUUCAAAUCAGGAACCAGUGAAUGGCAGAGAAUACAUCAUGUACCAUGGUACCUCAGUCAGCAAUGCAAGGUCCAUCAUACAAUCAGGUUUCAAGCAAUCAAGCAAGGGCAUGCUCGGUCCAGGGGUCUAUGUCAGUAGAGACAGGGAGAAAGCCAGAAGAUAUCCCAUUAACACUCCAAAUGAUAGAGUUAUUUUAAUGUUGAAAGUACAAGUAGGAAAAGUCAAGAAAAUAGAUAAAGAAAAUCAUCCCAUGUCAACAACUUGGAAACAACAUGGAUAUGAUACAGCAUGGGUUCCUCCCAACUGUGGGAUGAGAAAUGUCCCCAGUGGAUUAGAGGAAGAUUGUGUUUGGGAUCCACAAAGGAUCCAGGUGAUUGACGUAAUAAAUUCCCCUGAUCCUGUGACAACACAGCAGUUGAAAGACUUGCUUCAAGCAAACCUGAACAGCAAGCCUGUGCCUGGGCCAGAGAUGGUGGAGCAUUGUCAGGCCUGUAAAAAUACAAUGGUACCUUCCCAUCAGUUACAGCUCUGCUGGGGGUGUGGACAGACCAUCUGCCCUUUCAUGGCAAAACACAUAUGCAGCUAAACAUUCAAAAGUGAAACCACAUCAACUUGACAUGAUUGCUAACUUCAUUUAUUUUACUGUCUCAUGUUUCUCUGUCUCAUAUUAACUGCCUUGUUAACAAUAUACUGCAGGGAAUUUUCAGCAUCAAUUGUUAAAAAUGACCUUAUUUUAUACUUUGAAUUACUUUUGUGUUGAGAAAGGAGAGAGAUUAGAUUAGAUUACUUACAGUGUGGAAACAGGCCAACAAGUCCACACCGACCUGCCGAAGCG
Messenger RNA from Chiloscyllium plagiosum (whitespotted bambooshark), 956 nucleotides. The record is from RefSeq and is a predicted model, not a curated record. Lineage: Eukaryota; Metazoa; Chordata; Chondrichthyes; Orectolobiformes; Hemiscylliidae.